UUUCCUUUGACAUUGAAUGCAGCACAUUACAUGUCUUCACGUCCACUUUCCACAUUCUCGCCUGGAGUGAUUCAUGUCGUCCUAAAUGCAGUUAGGUACAGCCCGUGCUCUUAAAACAAGAAAAGCGCAUUUCGUAGUCUUAAGUCAAGCCCAGACAUGCCCGAUACUGUAUCGAGUGAUCCCGGUUCGAAGGUUUCGGACCCACAACAUUCCCAGAAACUCCUCAGGGUGCUUCGCACCUUCUGGCAAGAGCAGAGUUUCCACGAUGCGCUGCUGGUGGUUGAUGGAGAGGAGCUUCCUAUCCAGAAAAACAUCCUGGCUGCUGCCAGCCCUUAUAUCAGGACCAAGCUGAACUACAAUCCUCCAAAGGAGGAUGGGUCUACGUACAAAAUCGAGCUGCAGGGGGUCUCCAUGCCCAUCAUGAAACAGAUCCUGGACUACAUCUUCAGCGGUGAAAUCACUUUGAGUGAAGAGACCAUCCAGGACAUGGUGCAGGCAUCUGACCUCCUCCUCAUGACAGACCUCAAGUCCCUGUGCUGCCAGUUCUUAGAGAGCUGCAUCACUGCAGAGAACUGCCUUGGCAUCCGGCUCUUCUCUCUGCACUACUGCCUUUACCACGUCCACUAUGCUGCCACCGAGUUUCUGCAGACACAUUUUGGUGAUGUUGCACGCACCGAGGAAUUCAGAGAGCUGCCCCCGGACCGGCUCUGCGAGGUGCUGGCCAUGGAGAAGCUGAAUGUGGGCAAUGAAAAGCAUGUGCUGGAGGCUGUGGUGCGAUGGUUUGCACAUGACCCCGAGGAUCGCAGGGUGCUUAUGAAGGAAGUGAUGUCUGCAGUGUGGGUGCAGGGCCUGGAUGCAAGCUACCUGAGAGAGCAGACCAUGGGAGAGCCAUUGAUGAGGGAGGUGAUCAGAGAGUACUGUCAGCAGGUGCUGGGGGCUGGUCCACUACAGGGGGAGGCUCUGCUCGCUGCCUUCAAACCCAGAGGUUACUCUGAGUGUGUUGUUAUCGCCGGAGGAGAGGAUCGCAAAACCAAGAAGCCAUCUGCUGCAACACGCUGCAUGUGUCCGCUCUAUGACACCAACAGACAGGCCUGGAUCGAGCUACAGCCAAUGAGCGUCGCCCGUGUCGGCCACGGGGUGGUUGCUGCUGAGGGUUUUCUGUUUGUCAUGGGCGGAGCAGAUGAACACAAUACAGUCCUAGACAGUGGAGAGAAAUAUGACCCUGACUCCAACACCUGGAGCUCCAUACAGCCAAUGCUACAGGCUCGUCAGAGCUUUGGUGUGGUGGAGUUGGAUGGUCUGAUCUACGUUCUUGGAGGAGAGACCAACGAAACAGAGCUGCUCACAGUUGAGGUGUAUGACCCUCACUUCAAUACCUGGAAAAUGCAGACCAGCAUGACCAUGGUCCGCAAGGUCGGCUGCUAUGCCUCCAUGAAUAAGAAGAUCUAUGCCAUGGGUGGGGGCUCCUACGGCAAGCUGUUUGACUCUGUUGAAUGCUUCGACCCCAAAACCCUGCAAUGGACAGGCCUCUGUCCUCUAAAGGAGAGAAGGUUUGGGUCGGUGGCAUGUGGCGUCGGCCAGGAGCUAUACGUGUUCGGUGGAGUUAGAAGCAAGGAGAACGACAACCCUGAGCAAAGACAGAUGACCACCUGCAAGUCUGAGUUCUAUCAUGACGAGAUGAGGAGGUGGAUGCUCUUGGAUGACCAGACACUGUGUAUCCAGACCAGCUCAUCCUUCAUUUAUGGUGCUGUGCCCAUCGGAGCCAGCAUCUAUGUUGUGGGAGACCUGGACACAGGAACGAGCUUCGACUACAUUCGAGAGUUUCGCCGCAGCACUGGGACGUGGCAUCGCACAAAGCCCAUGUUACCCACUGACCUCUCCAAAACAGCCUGCGCUGCGCUACGCAUCGCCAACUGUCGACUGUUCCGCCUUCAGUUGAGCCAGGGCAUGUUCCGAAUCCGAAUGUGACUUUGGCACACCAGCUGGCGCUGCGUUGACUUCAUGCUCCACUUUUGCACACUGGUAAUUUCUACCUGCUGUAGGCCUUGGUUUAGGGAUUUUAUGAACACUAUAUUAUUAUAGUUGCUAGAUAUUGAGGAUUGUGACUGUCCAUUCAGGAGUUUACAGUCAACUGAGACUCGACGGGACAAAAGAUCGUUUAACGUUAUAAGUUUUAUGACCGUUUUUUUUUAUAACGCUAAAUAUUUUUUCUUUUUAACAUGGGAUUUGAUCAUUAUUUGCUUUUUUAUUUUUAUGGACAUUCCUCAUUUGUUAUGUUUACUGAUGAUCUGUUGCUUGGUGAGGGAUCUAAACUGUGAACAACAGGUGAUGAAUUAUCUACCGCAUUGUUACAUGAGGAAUUAUGAUUGACAUUUUAAAUGCACUGCUGGGUUGCAAUUUGUAUUUUAGAAUGUAUUAUGUUGUUUGUUGGUGUAUUGUUCAUCUUUCUGGCCAAUCAUUUACAACAUAAUCACUUAUCCUGAUUUUUGCAACAGCUGCAGUGGAGGUGAACGGUUGAAAAUGUUGUAGCUCAGUGGGAAGUGAGACUUUGGCCUCCUAGAAUCAAAGAGCUGUGGGGCGUUGUGCGUAAUAACAAUGAUCUUAUGGGUUCAGUGCAUGUUACACUGUGCGAAUUGGCUCUAAUAAAAUUUUGGUCGCAAUAUGCAUAAGACUGUACAGUAUCGACUUUGGGACCUGUCAGACUGCGAAUUAUACUGUUGCCAUGUAAAUAGGAGAGAAAAAAAUGCAAGCAGUGAAAUGUCAUCAACUCGUGUCAUCCGUGUACGCCGCUUUCUAGUUUUAAAUGCAGCAAAACAAAAAAACUUUGUGGUCAUAGCGUGGGCACUGUCAUGGUUUUUUUGUAGCUUUAUUUUAAAAAGUGUCGCUAACAAAAUUGCAUUGGCCAUUGUAUUAUGCUUUACCUCAUGUUGUUCUCUGAUUGGGAGGUUACAGUAGAGCCCCCGAGGGGAGGUUGUGCGUGCGACACAUUUGAAGAGUUUCACUUGACAUAAAUUUAAGAGCAGUGCAACGUUUUCAAUUUAAGCUUUGCCGAAAUCUUGCAGUCGUCUCCUUGGUGACCAGAGACCCCCUGCUCUUUUCAUGCUACGAGUCUAUUUCUGUCUCAUUUAGUGAAGCAUAAUCUGCACAGGAAGUUGUUUAAAAUCACACAAAUAUCGCUCUGUAUAUGUGUUUUUAGGUUAAGAGUAUAUUUAUUGAUGGAUCAGCUCCCUCUGUAAGCUGCAGAUUCCCCUCACUCACUACGAUGGGCAGGGAAAUAAAUGAAUUACUAAAAACAAA
Messenger RNA from Epinephelus moara (kelp grouper), 3297 nucleotides. It is a transcript of the gene gan, whose product is annotated as gigaxonin. The coding region runs from base 157 to 1968 and encodes 603 amino acids. NCBI's taxonomy places the organism in Eukaryota, Metazoa, Chordata, Actinopteri, Perciformes, Serranidae. Gene Ontology annotation, molecular function: cullin family protein binding; ubiquitin-protein transferase activity. The record is from RefSeq and is a predicted model, not a curated record. The transcript has 13 exons. Gene Ontology annotation, cellular component: Cul3-RING ubiquitin ligase complex. Gene Ontology annotation, biological process: regulation of cytokinesis; protein ubiquitination; cytoskeleton organization.